AUGUCAAACACGACUAGGAAGAACACGAACACCGAAAACUUCAAUGAGAUGAUGAGGAGAUCAAGCAAUAGGCUAAGAGGUGGUUCAGUCCCUCCGCCCGAUUCAGAUAUUGUAGUGCCGACUCCGGCAAUUGCGAGUCGCCGUGGACGUGGUAGAGGACGCGGACGUGAGAAUUGUCCUACUUCAAACAGAAAUCGUAAUCAGUCAUCAUUUACUCCAGUGGUUAGGUUGACCGUUCCGGGGGAAGAACAAGCUGCAACUGAACCGGCCAUGAACACAUCAACUGGUGUACCACCAAAUAGUCAAGACCCACCAGAAGCAACGGGUACAUCAGUCUUACAUUCGGGAGGCUUGCUGUCUAGAGAUGAUGUGAAUUUUGGCCAAAAUACACGUUCCCCUACACGCAGAAACACGGUCACUAUGGCAGGCGACAGUCCUCCGCGUGGUUUUCAUUCUUGGUUGAAAGCCAACGGUUACACGGUAGUUAGCAAGACACCUUCUGACCAACCUGCUCUUAACGGGAUCAACGCCACAAUCAACAAAGUCGUCACACCGUCGCAAACUGUUCAGACGCCCAGUGUAACCCAUCAGGUGUCAAAAGAGAAGACAUCAACUAGGAAAGCCCCAAUUCAGGUCAAUUUAACCAAGGAUGAUGAUGUAUCGAAAUCCACCGAAAAGAAAAAGGUCAAAGUCAGCGAUGCUGGUAUAGAGGUCAAUGGAUUAGUGGUGUUAUCUCCUUACUUUGACGCAAAAAUGAAACCGUUUGAAGGGUAUAUACCAUUAUCGAUCUUCAAUCCGCAAUGGUUGAGAUUAGACUUAGUCCGACAAUCUCAAAGAGUUAAAAAGAAGAAAGAUAGUGAUGACGACCGUUACAACGGUCUAGAAAUUCCUGACGAGUGGAGAAUGAAUUUUGAUGUCGCGGACAAAUUUGUGAUUCAUAAGGAAAACGUCAUGGCCAUCAAGCAAGAAUGUUCCUCUGAAAUUAUGGCAUUUUGCUACGACCAGGCUAUCAGAUCGACAGUAAUGACUUUCAAAAACGCGGAUGGCAAACUAGCUAAUCCGGCUAUCAGAGAUGAGAACCAAGAAUGUGACGCUAGACUCGAAACGGAGGGUCUAGGAGAUUUCCAACCACGUUUUCAGAGCGACAAUCCGUAUGCCGAAGGUCAGCCAAAGGCAAACAUCCAUCCAAUCACAGGCGAGUACCAAGCUUUCAGUAAUCACAAGCAGUAUUCAAACACCAAUACCAACGCCAAUCAAGCUACUGACUAUGGCAAGCCAAACGCUUGUUCUUGGCUGUUUGCCAACCCUUCUAUGAAGGUCCGAGUGGCUCGGGUUACCAACACUUUGAGGAGAGAAGGAGUGAAGGUCGGAAUGUGA
Melampsora larici-populina 98AG31 is the source of this 1377-nucleotide messenger RNA. RefSeq lists its product as uncharacterized. Lineage: Eukaryota; Fungi; Basidiomycota; Pucciniomycetes; Pucciniales; Melampsoraceae. The transcript has 3 exons. The coding region runs from base 1 to 1377 and encodes 458 amino acids. The record is from RefSeq and is a predicted model, not a curated record.